This is a messenger RNA of Colletotrichum abscissum, 246 nucleotides long. Its product is annotated as 40S ribosomal protein S22. NCBI's taxonomy places the organism in Eukaryota, Fungi, Ascomycota, Sordariomycetes, Glomerellales, Glomerellaceae. The record is from RefSeq and is a predicted model, not a curated record. Gene Ontology annotation, molecular function: structural constituent of ribosome. Gene Ontology annotation, cellular component: ribosome; cytosolic small ribosomal subunit. The transcript has 2 exons. Gene Ontology annotation, biological process: translation. Bases 1 to 246 code for a protein of 81 amino acids.
AUGGCUACGUGUCUGACUUCGAGGAAGUCGAUAUACACCGAGGCGGCAAAAUUGUCCUUGAACAAAUGUGGCGUCAUCAGCCCUCAUUUCAACGUCCGACUGGAAGACCUGGAGAAAUGGGGUGUCCGACUUCUGCCUGCCCGCCAGUUCGGCCAUGUCGUGCUCACCACGUCCGCCGGUAUCAUGGAUCACCACCAGGCUCGCAGAAAGAACACCUCGGGCAAGAUCCUUGGGUACUUUUACUAG